Messenger RNA from Zingiber officinale, 1400 nucleotides. RefSeq names its product polyadenylate-binding protein-interacting protein 9-like. The transcript is spliced from 11 exons. Lineage: Eukaryota; Viridiplantae; Streptophyta; Magnoliopsida; Zingiberales; Zingiberaceae. Gene Ontology annotation, molecular function: RNA binding. The record is from RefSeq and is a predicted model, not a curated record. The coding region runs from base 128 to 1105 and encodes 325 amino acids.
UGGUUCCUCACACCCCUCUGGCUUUCUCCCCCACCCCCCACGAAUUGCCGUCGAGACCUCACGAGUCACGAACAAGGGAGGCGCAGCGGAAGUCCAUAUCAAUGGCGAGCAAGAUCGCCUUUUGCUGAUGCGAAUGGCUGCCGUGACCGAGAAGGCGAUCGGGUCGGACGAUCAAUUCGUCCACGGCAAGUCUCCGGCGGAGGAGACUCAGACGGAGUACCAGAGGGAUGUGAAGAGGUUGGUUGAUAUGCUAUCCAAAUUAAACCCCUACGCCAAGGAGUUCGUCCCUUCCUCUGGGGCUGCUUCCGGCGAUGGCCAAAAGAAAUCUAACAACCGGCUCUCCGCCGAUGCGCCCAUUUUCGUGGCGUCGAGUGAUUAUCAAUUCAAUUACGCAAUCACUAGUAAGAAUGAUAGCAGUAAGGAUUCCAGCAGUGAUGGAUCGUCGCGUAAUCACCCUAAUAGCAGAAGAAGAAAUGGCUAUAGCCAUGGCAAGAGGAGACUUAAUUUUAGGCUUCGAGGGGCUGAAAAAGAGGAUAGCAUUAGGCGAACUGUAUAUGUUUCUAACAUUGAUAACGUUGUAACUGAAGAAAGGCUUGCUGAAAUAUUUGCUCCAUGUGGUCAGGUAAUAGAUUGCCGAAUCUGUGGUGAUCCCCAUUCAAAUCUACGCUUUGCAUUUAUAGAGUACUCUGAUGAAGAUGGUGCAAGUGCAGCACUAAAUCUUGAUGGGACCGUGUUAGGUUUAUACCCUGUCGGAGUUUUACCUUCAAAAACUGCAAUUCUGCCAGUGAAUAUAAAAUUUCUUCCUCAAUCCAAAGAUGAAGAGGAAAUGGUUUUAAGGACAGUCUACUGUACGAACAUUGAUAAAAAGAUUACUCAGUCAGAAGUCAAAAGUUUAUUUGAACAUGGUUGUGGUGAGGUUUCUCGUUUGAGACUUCUUGGUGAUAGUAUGCACUCAACAUGUAUUGCAUUUAUUGAAUUUGUUCAGGCAGAAAGCGCAAUUUCCGCCCUCAACUGUAGUGGCGUGAUGUUAGGAUCUCUUCCAAUCAGGGUGAGUCCUUCUAAGACACCAGUAAGGCUGCGUGCAACACGAGCUGCUUCAAACUGAGCCUCUGUUCCGAAGAGCCGAGGACAGAAUAUUUGGUUUUCUCAUUGCUACAAAUUAUCAUCUGAGAUCAAUCGUACUCAACAUGAGCAAAACCUUCAUGAAGCUGUGGACAGAGGAUCUUGUUUCAUAGCAUGGCCUCUCGCUUUGAAACUGAAACUUUCAUUCAUUUGUUUAUUUAUGCCGGAGAGGUCAACGACCUUGAUCGGUAACUUAUCUUAUUUCUCUGAUAGCUGCAGAAGUUUAGACGAAUUAGUGGGUUAUUUUCUUAAGGAUCAAUAUGAAGUCAUCUAUUUUU